GAACGUUCUCUGGGUGUGACAAAAGACUCAAAGUCUGCUCACAGUCAGCUCGGAGUGGGGUUUGACCAUAGCUGGUUCGGGGCUCAAGGGCUCCUCUAGGUGGCCUCACACUCUCGCAGCCCUGACCUGCAUCCCAUCCCAACUUUACUGCCCCCAAAAUUGUCCUCUCCACCAGCUUCAGUGAUAGGCAGUCGUAUGCCUUUGCCAGGCUGCAAGUAGGAUCCUAUCUCUUGGGUGCCUCAGCCAUGACAGGUGAGGAUUCCAUCAGCACCUUGGGCCUGAUCCUUGGCGUGGGGCUGUCAUUGCUGCUUGUGUCUGUCCUUGGCUACAGCCUGGCCAAGUGGUACCAGCGUGGCUACUGCUGGGAGGGGCCUAAUUUUGUCUUCAAUUUGUACCAAAUUCGGAAUCUAAAGGACCUGGAGACUGAGCCACCAUUCACCAUCAGUGGCCACAUUGGCAGUCCAGAUGGUGGUUACAUGAAGUUCUCCAAUGGCAUAGUCUGAUGGGGGAGGCAUCUGCCAUCUGGAGCCUAGGAAAGGAAAAGGCUCCUGGCUCAGCACCCAUCCCUCCUCACUGCCUCCCUUCCUGUGCCUUCAAGACCUGGCCUGCCUUCUUGUAAAGAGAACAAGAGGUCUUCUCUGGAUACUCCACCAGCUUGCAACGUGAGAGACCCAGGGAGAGACAGACUCUGGGGACAGACCUGGCUGGGCUCACAGAGACUCUAGAAGGCCCAAAGCCUGUAGGAAGAAAGCCAAACCCACUCAGCCCAGUCUAGUGUGGGCAAUGUCCUUAGGUUCCAGAGGAGAGCUCAUCAUAGGACAUUCUACAUCAUUUGUUUUUGUAGAGUUGACUCUACAGGCUGGAAAGCCAGUUGUAUCUUCACUAAGCAAAGUUGUUUGGAGUUGGAGGUGAUUUCAGACAUGGUUUUUUACCUUCCCACUGAAACCAACUUCCCUAACAACUGAUCUUGGCCUUUAUUUUGUUCGGUUCCCCUCUUGGUUUGGUUCUGCCCCUUGCUAUCCUUCCCACCACCUGGCGCCUCCAAACCUCCCACCCCUGUCCCCAACUUGGGCCUGUUCUCCCUACUGUGACAAGUCUCAGGUCUCCCAAACUUGGUCAGUUCUCAGUUUUGAUGGGUAGUGCUGUGAACAGUCAAGAAGCAUGUCCUUUUUUUUUCUUUCAGUACUAGGGAUCGAACUCUGGACCUUGCAUUUGUGAGGCAGGUGGCAGAACCAUGGAGCUAAAUCCCCAGCCCAGCAUGUCCCAUUUUCUAGGCUUCUGUGCUGGUGUGGCCAUGGGGCUUGGGAUGGGCAUGGAGCACAGGGUGAGUUCAGUGUCUCCAAUGCAAAGGCUGCCUCGUGAGGCAAAAAGGGAAUGGUGGGGUAGGGAGAGGAACCCAGGCAAGGCUGCACAAAGCAGAUAAGGGCAAAGGAAACUAAGAAUGGGUGUAGUUGGCACAUAAGAGAACAUCCGUCCUCCUGAGUCAUCACUUCCUCUGGCCUGAGACCCAAGCACUAGAAACAGAGCUGGCACUGGGUUGUGGGCUUAGUAGGAGCUUCAUGCAGAGUUGUUCCACCUGAAAAGGCUACAUCCCUGGGCCAGGUAUGAACAGAGGAGUGCAUGAAAAGGGGACUGCCACUACAGAAACCUGCAUUUGAACCACUAGCCACUGUCCUCUUUGCCAGUGUCCCAGCCACAAGUUCAGCAGAUGCAGCAGUGAGGGAGGAGAGCUGUCAUAUGAUUGGCCUUUCAAUUCUCUUUCCUGUGGCCUUGUUUCUUUCUGGCUUUGGGCUUUAGUAGAUUGUAGAGGAAGGAAGGAGAAGGGCCUUGCCAACUCCUCCCUCAUUCUUUCCUGCCAGGGUCUGGGAGUCAUUCUCCCAGCAGGAUCAGGCCCUGACUUAACAGAAUGAAGCUCUGGGUUUGGAAGGCUUUGUCUGGGGCUUCUGUCCCUGAGUAGGUGGGACUGAGGAAGAGGCCUUCUUGGCUUUGGUCCUGUCUUCCUUGAAAGCCUCUUGGGAGAGAUAGAGAAAGGGGAAACAAUUGCUUUUGCUUCUCUUCUUCCUUUGAGUUCAGCUUGGAGUUCUAGGCCCCUUUUUCUAACCCAUGGGGUAUCCAGUCCCAAUAACCCUUUCUCCCAUGCCCUGCUCAGCAUGGUUCCUGGGACUUCUUUCCCCACUAGGUCACGUGAGGGCCGCUGAUGGCAUUCAGGACUCAGUGGCCAUUGGGAAACUUGAAAGGUGGCAGGACCUUUGCUCAGGUGGUCUUUGUCCCAGGUCUGGUGGCUUCAGGUGAAGACACAGGGACAGCUGCUGAGAGUUGGGAAAAGAGAGGGUAUUUCCCAUCUUCAGUAGCGGAACUGAGAGUAGGCUACUUCUCCUUUCAGGGCCCUCUGACGUGUUUGAAGCCCCUUCCUCCCUCCCCCAUUUUCCUUACUUCCCCAGUGCUGCUUGCACAGAUUUCCUCACCCUGGGCUAGACUCCACCCCAAGGUGCCAUGUGUUUCUGUCAAGGGCUCUAAAGGAGCAGAUUUCCACUUAUUCAGAAGUGAUUAAGGAGCAGAUGGCCUGGAACUCCAGUUGCAGGGCUGCUGGGCUGCACCCUGGAUGGGCACCUAGACCCAUGGCCAAGCCAGGGCCUCCUAGCACCACCUCCCCCUCCUCUUAGCUCUUCUUGAACCCACUGACUCUGUGAGCCAGGAGCUUUUGGGAGAGCCUGUGGGCUCCUGCCAUGAGUUCUCUGCCUCUCUGUUCCUCUGGGCUAUCGCCAGGGCUGUGGUCCACCAGCUCUACCUCUCCUAGCCACAGCUAGUCUCCAUGGAGUUACUCAAGUCCUAUCUUCCCUGCAACUUCCCUCAGGCCUAGAAACUCCAUGCCACCCAUUUUGGUCCCAGUUGUAGACAGCCAUGCUUCCUUCAUUUAUCCUGUUCUCCAACCAGGCUUAGCCCUUUGCGGGCAAGGCUAGGUCCCAUACAAAAGUCUCUAGUAACCCCUAAAACUGAGGCACACAAGUAGGUGCUCAAUAAAUGCUUCCUGAGUAGAGAAGAAACACCCUUUGUGGCCAUAGAAGAUUGCCACAUCCCCAAAAGGGUGCCUGGUAGACUGAGGAUGAACACACUGCUUGCACAGUACAGUCUGUAGAGUGCAAACCAUUUUCAUGCAUGUUGCUGUGUUUUGAGCCUUGUGCCCACGCCGUGACACAGAGAUUAUUGUUGGACCCACUUUACAUAUGUGGAAAGUGGGAGGUUCCGAGAGGUGGCGUGGUUUGCCCGUGCGUGGUUCCACAGCUGCUCCCUGGCUGCGCUGGAGCCUGUGCAGAGACUGCGGCCUCAUGGACACAGCCUGACCUCAGAGCUUAGCAGAGUGGGGACUGAAUGUCGCACAGGGCCUGGUUCUGACCCUGCCCUGCCAUGCUGAGUGGCCAUGGGCUAGUCACUCCUCCUCUCUGGGCAUCUAUUUCAGCAUCAGGAAGUCAAGAUCAAACUAUUUCUCUAAGGCUCUUCCUGGCUCUUAGCUGGUCUGUUUUAUUUUAUUUAUUUUUUUUCUCAUUAACUUUAUUGGUAUAUUUAAAG
Messenger RNA from Fukomys damarensis (Damara mole-rat), 3567 nucleotides. It is a transcript of the gene Smim35, whose product is annotated as small integral membrane protein 35. The record is from RefSeq and is a predicted model, not a curated record. NCBI's taxonomy places the organism in Eukaryota, Metazoa, Chordata, Mammalia, Rodentia, Bathyergidae. The coding region runs from base 246 to 503 and encodes 85 amino acids. The transcript has 5 exons.